Molecule: messenger RNA, 2208 nt
Organism: Scomber scombrus (Atlantic mackerel)
Lineage: Eukaryota; Metazoa; Chordata; Actinopteri; Scombriformes; Scombridae
Gene: slc6a1a
Product: solute carrier family 6 member 1a
Exons: 14
Coding region: 1-2208 (735 amino acids)
Biological process (GO): sodium ion transmembrane transport; neurotransmitter transport
Cellular component (GO): axon; cell surface; plasma membrane
Molecular function (GO): gamma-aminobutyric acid:sodium:chloride symporter activity
Source: RefSeq, a predicted model, not a curated record
AUGGCGACGAACGGCACCAAAACGGACGGACAAGUCACAGAACUGAACGAGGUGGCCACUAGUAAUGACAAACCCAAGUCACUGGACGUGAAACCCGAUAAGCAGAAAAAGGAAAAUGAGUUGCCUGCUAGAGAAACAUGGGCGGGAAAAUUUGAUUUCCUCCUGUCGUGUGUGGGUUAUGCAAUUGGACUGGGAAAUGUAUGGAGAUUUCCCUAUCUCUGUGGAAAAAACGGUGGAGGAGCCUUCUUGAUUCCCUAUUUUUUGACUCUCAUAUUUGCUGGGAUGCCCUUGUUUCUACUGGAAACCUCCCUUGGUCAAUACACCUCAAUUGGAGGGCUUGGUGUGUGGAAACUGGCUCCUAUGUUUAAAGGUGUGGGCCUUGCAGCAGCUGUCCUGUCCUUCUGGCUUAACAUUUACUACAUUGUAAUCAUUUCCUGGGCUAUUUACUACCUGUAUAACUCCUUCACCGCUGAUCUUCCAUGGAGCUCAUGUAACAAUGCAUGGAACACAGACAAAUGUUACACAAACUACUCCAUCCCAGAUACCGCCAAUCUCACCAGUGCAGUGGUGGAGUUUUGGGAGCGCAACAUGCAUGAAAUGACCGAUGGCUUGGAAAAACCAGGCCAGAUUCGAGUGCCACUGGCAAUAACGCUGGCCAUCGCUUGGGUCCUUGUGUACUUCUGUAUCUGGAAAGGGGUUGGCUGGACAGGGAAGGUGGUUUACUUCUCAGCUACAUAUCCCUACUUCAUGCUGUUUAUUCUCUUCAUCCGUGGGGUGACUCUACCUGGAGCUAAAGAGGGAAUUAUGUUCUAUAUCACCCCUGACUUUGAAAAACUCAAAGAAUCUGGGGUAUGGCUAGAUGCAGCAACCCAGAUCUUUUUUUCCUACGGAUUGGGAUUGGGGUCACUUAUAGCUCUAGGCAGCUAUAACCCUUUCAAUAACAAUGUUUACAGAGACUCUAUUAUUGUGUGCUGCAUCAACUCAUGUACCAGCAUGUUUGCUGGCUUUGUAAUCUUCUCUAUUGUUGGCUUCAUGGCACAUGUGACAAAGAAAGACAUUGCCGACGUAGCAGCUUCAGGUCCUGGCUUAGCUUUUCUGGCCUACCCAGAGGCUGUAACCCAGUUGCCUGUGUCUCCUCUCUGGGCCAUUCUGUUCUUCUCCAUGCUGCUCAUGCUGGGGAUAGACAGCCAGUUCUGCACUGUUGAAGGCUUCAUCACUGCUUUGGUCGAUGAAUUUCCCAGAGCUCUUAGGAAUAGACGAGAGCUCUUCAUCGCAGGUGUCUGUCUGGUGUCCUAUGUGAUCGGACUUUCAAACAUCACACAGGGUGGAAUCUAUGUGUUCAAACUGUUUGACUACUACUCUGCCAGUGGGAUGUGUCUGCUGUUCUUGGUCUUCUUUGAAUGCAUCUCCAUAUCCUGGUGCUAUGGUGCGGACAAGUUCUAUGACAACAUCCAGGAGAUGAUUGGAUACAAGCCUUGUCUCUGGUGGAAGCUGUGCUGGGUCUUCUUCACCCCUCUCAUUGUUGGUGGGGUGUUCUUGUGGAGCGCCAUACAAAUGGUUCCUCUCACAAUGGGAGACUAUGUGUUCCCAAACUGGGGUCAGGGAGUGGGCUGGCUCAUGGCGCUGUCCUCCAUGGUUCUCAUACCAGGAUACAUGAUCUAUAUGUAUCUCGGGCUCAAGGGCACUUACAAAGAGCGACUUCGGAUAAUGCUUCAGCCUCCUGCAGUUGUCAGGCGAACUCAGGAGAAUGGACCUGAGCAGCAGGCGGAGACCAACGCUGCUAAUCUCUCCAGCCCUGCCAAUCCAGCCAAUCCUGCCAGCCCUGCCAACCCAGCCAAUCCUGCCAGCCCUGCCGACCCAGCUCCUGCAAACCCCACCAGCCCAACCAGUCCGGCUCCUGUCAACUCAACCAGUCCUGUGACCCCCGCUAACCCGGCUCCUCCAUCGGCCAAUCCAGCCACCGCUACUAGCCCGGUGAACCCAGCCACUAGUCCCACCAUCACCACCACCAUCAGCAGCACCACCAUGACAACCUCCUUAAGCCCCACCGCUGCCACCACCACCACAGCAAGUCUGGCUAAUACCACCACCACAACAAUGAGCCCAACCAGCCCACCGCCCAACCCGGCUAGCCCAACGGAGCCUGUUAACCCCCCAAACCCAACAAGUCCAACCUCUAACCUGACCAAUGCCGAGGCCAACGUGUAG